GUCAAACGCUCACCUGCAAUGGCUUCCUCUCUCCCUGGUGUGGCACCAUUGUUUCCGGCAGGAAGAGAACCCUUGCCUCCAGGGCUCACGGAGGAGGACCGUGAGGUGAUAAAGCAACAGAAGUAUUACCAGGAUUUGAUCACGGAAGCACCACAUUCAUGCAUAGGCAAGGGCAUCCUUUCGACAGGCGCAGGCUUCGGUGUCGGAGUCUUCAUCUCCAUGUUGUCUUCGUCAUACCAAUAUGAAGAUCCCCUUCUACGACAGAAUCUGAGUCUACAACAGAAGACCUCAGAAAUCUUCAAGGAGAUGGGACGGAAUGCCUGGCGGAGCGGAAAAGGAUUUGCGAAGGUUGGAGGGUUGUAUAGUGUGACCGAGUGUGUGAUAGAAUCGUAUCGUGCAAAAAACGAUCUGGUAAACCCCACCGCGGCAGGCUUCGUCACUGGAGGUAUCUUGGCACGAGCGUCUGGCCCCAAGGCCAUGGUUUUGGGUGGUAUGGGCUUCGCAGCGUUCUCGUGUGCUAUCGAUCUAUUCUUGAGGAGGGAGACGGCAGACGACGACUAACAUUCUGAUCCAUAGACUGGCCACCGGAAUAACUUAUUGUCGCAUAUUGUAUACACACCUCAUCUCAGCUUCAUCACAUUGCUCUUGCCAUAAUAUCACUCGCAUCUGCCCCGG
Stereum hirsutum FP-91666 SS1 is the source of this 675-nucleotide messenger RNA. Its product is annotated as mitochondrial import inner membrane translocase subunit TIM22. NCBI's taxonomy places the organism in Eukaryota, Fungi, Basidiomycota, Agaricomycetes, Russulales, Stereaceae. Gene Ontology annotation, cellular component: TIM22 mitochondrial import inner membrane insertion complex. The record is from RefSeq and is a predicted model, not a curated record. Gene Ontology annotation, molecular function: transmembrane protein transporter activity. The transcript is spliced from 4 exons. The coding region runs from base 19 to 561 and encodes 180 amino acids. Gene Ontology annotation, biological process: protein insertion into mitochondrial inner membrane.